This is a messenger RNA of Lingula anatina, 5470 nucleotides long. RefSeq lists its product as uncharacterized. The record is from RefSeq and is a predicted model, not a curated record. Lineage: Eukaryota; Metazoa; Brachiopoda; Lingulata; Lingulida; Lingulidae. Gene Ontology annotation, molecular function: calcium ion binding; extracellular matrix structural constituent conferring tensile strength. Gene Ontology annotation, biological process: extracellular matrix organization.
AUGGCAAGCAGAAAAAGCCUCUUAGCUGUGGUGACUGUGCUGUUUUGGACAUCACUGGUCGCAAGCCCUCUGCAGAGUUUUAUUCAUCAUAUAAAUAAAAGACAGCUUGGUGGUGCGUCCCUGCGUUGCGGUUGCGGGGACGACGCUGCCAAACAUCGCUGGGAGCCAGUGAGCGACACAUGUCCCAUGGGUUGUAUGACAUUUAGGGUCAACGAAGGCUCGGUCAGAUCCAGGGAAGGGAGAAACUAUCUCAUCAGCAGAAAUGAGGCUCGGUCCUACUGCGCAGAAAUAGGUGGCAGACUGGUCGAUAACCUCAUCUACAGCCUGCAAGACACGCCCCGUUGCUGGUCGGACCUGGAGCACUGGAUCCAAGGUGCAGGAUAUGUGGAUCCUUUUCCUCGAUUCACGCAACCCAUCACUUUCUGGACAGGAGGGGUUGUAGAACAAGUGUUAAAUGGCGGACAAAGAAUUCGAGUGAAGUGGAAUGGCGGUCCCGUCGAUGUUUUGGACCUCCCUAAAAUAAGUAUCGGUACUCCGAAGAAGGGCGAUUCUUUAGUGCUUCGCUACAGCGGCAGCAACAGGGCCGUCAGUGCCACUGAUCACAGGCUAGCGUUCCAGUUUACCAACAAUGGGAACGAUCUUCACUUUCCUCUCUGCAGCAGGAAUUGUUCUGUUGACAUAUGUGACGACCCAACUGACGUGAUGUUUAUUCUGGAUGCUUCUAGCAGCGUUCUUGACGAAAAUUUUGAAAAGAUGAAGGCCUUCGUGAAAGAAGUCAUACAUGGCUGGGAAAUAGGAACAGUUCGCGCCGGAAUGAUAACCUAUGCAUUGCCUGCUUCCACAAAACUGGAAUUCGAUCUGAAGACGUAUCUCAACAAGCAGGAUCUGCUCGAGGCUGUGGAUGAAGUUUUCUACACAAGCUGUCCCCCGGAAGCGGAAGCGUGCACCGCCACCGGGAAUGCUUUAAGGUUAAUGAGGCAGACGAUGACCCAAAACAGGGCGGGGAUUCGAAAUGACGCGCCCAAAAUCGCAAUUAUUCUCACCGAUGGAAAUACUAACAUUGGUCUUAACAGCACGGAAGAAGCCAUCAGGGCCAAAGCAGAGGGGAUUGCUAUUUACGCCGUUGGUAUUGGUCCUGAUAUCGACUACGAAGAAUUGGUUCGGAUCUCGGCUUUUGAACCAAAGAGAGUUGCUCAGACAACAUUCGGCUUGUUGCCGACAUUGAUUAAGUCUGUUUCAAAGAGGGCUUGCAGGGGUGACUGCGUACCUGUCCCGAGCACCACGUGUUCAAAAUGUAUGCUAAGGUACAACUGCGAGGCCAACAAAUACAGCAUUCCUCUCCAGUGUCCGGAUGACUCAAGUAUCAAUGUGCUGGGCUUCUGUAACGCCGGGGACCUGACGUGCCUGGAUCACAAUCAGAGACAUAAUCCGCUCCUGGUGUUCGCGCGAACCCAGUGUGAUGGCAAGAGCGAGUGUAAACUGGACGUGAUACAAGACUGUCUCUCACCGUCACCGCCUCCGCCUCUCAGAGUGAAUUAUAUGUGCUGCGAGUCCACCAUUAGUUUGUGUCCAUGUCCCUGCUCUCCCAACCCGUGUAAUAAUGGCGGACAAUGUACUCCACUCACGGAGCGGAGUUACAAGUGCGCCUGUCGCCCUGGCUUCACCGGACUGAACUGCGAAACACCACUGUUCUGCGCAGAUUCUCCCUGUCUCAAUGGCGGCACGUGUCAGGCACGUGAUGACGGCUGGGGGUACUACUGCGACUGUCCCGUUGGUUACUAUGGCUUCAAAUGUCAACACGCGCGCACAUGCACAUGUGCAUGCGCGCCAAAUCCAUGUCAGAAUGGCGGCGAAUGCAGCGUCGGGGAGAGAGGUGGACCGAGCUGCAAAUGUCGGCCUGGGUUCACUGGAGCUCUGUGUCAGACAUCACUAAUCUGCAGGGGCAGUAACCCGUGCCAAAAUGGGGGCACCUGUGUCGUGCGUGACGAUGGAUUUGGCUAUUGGUGUGAAUGCCCAUUUGGUUACCAUGGUUACGCUUGUCAACAUAAACAAGCCUGUCUGCCCAAUCCUUGCGUGAAUGGCGGUACCUGCAUGUCUCUGUCCACGGGGGGAUAUACCUGCUCCUGUUACCCGUGGUUCACAGGAGAAAACUGUGAAAAAUCUCAGAUCUGCGACCCUAACCCCUGUAUAAACGGUGGAACUUGUGUGUCUUCUCACAACGGUCACAAUUUCUAUUGCGAUUGCGAAUUUCCCUUCUUCGGGGAAGUAUGCCAGUUGAGUUUCCAGGACUACAUAACGACCCUUAUGUUAACCAGCCCAAUCGUUAUUGGAGCCACAGGUCCUCCAGGACCAGCUGGCCCCACUGGUCCCACGGGCCCAAGCGGAAGCGACGGAGAACCAGGACCUAGUGGCCAGACCGGAUCAACGGGACGAACAGGGGCCAGAGGUGAAACCGGCCAAGACGGUGACGAUGGGCCAGUAGGUCCCACCGGACCAACAGGGGACCGAGGACCCAUUGGAGAGACAGGUCCGGCCGGACCUCAGGGCCUCAGAGGUGAUCGUGGCUCAACUGGUGUUUCCGGAGAAACCGGCUCCGCGGGAAGAGACGGCGAACCCGGGCGACCAGGGUCAGCUGGCUCCACCGGGCCACAAGGACCAGCUGGGAGUGCAGGGCCUCAAGGACCCACUGGACCUGCUGGACCCAGAGGCCAGCAGGGUGAAAUGGGAGAAACAGGUGCGCCCGGUCCUGCAGGCGCAACAGGAGAAGCAGGUCCUAAAGGUGACAGCGGAGCACCAGGUGAACCAGGACGCACUGGUGCCCCUGGCCCCACUGGAGCUCAAGGUGUCUCUGGCGCAUCUGGAAGUCCUGGGAAAGACGGCAACCAGGGGCCUACCGGUCCUGCCGGACCACAAGGUCCGAGAGGCCCUACGGGCACAGCAGGUGCAACAGGUGCUCCAGGUGAACAAGGUGCCCAGGGACGCCCUGGCAUGACUGGAGCUCGAGGCGAGACUGGACCUAGGGGCGCUGUAGGUCCACCGGGACCAGCCGGAUCAGCCGGACCCAGUGGCAGUACAGGUCCCAUCGGGCCAAGAGGGUCAACUGGGUUCAGAGGGGAAGCAGGAGAGAGAGGUCCAAAGGGAGAUAGUGGACAACCAGGGCCAACAGGCCAGUCUGGUGUACCAGGCGAACCCGGACGCACAGGAGACGCUGGUCCAGCAGGACCUAGGGGCCAAACUGGCAGUCCUGGAGUCAGUGGAGGAACGGGUGCAGCAGGGCCAGCAGGUGCCCGUGGGCCUACGGGUGAUCGUGGACCGACUGGUGCAGGAAGCACUGGACCCACAGGGCCCACGGGACCACAAGGACCUGCUGGCCGCACUGGUGCUGCAGGCGCUAAUGGAGAGGACGGUCGUCCUGGACAAACUGGUGCAAAAGGUGCUGAUGGUUCACCAGGCUCCCUAGGUCCAAGGGGACCUACCGGUGCACAGGGUCCUGCUGGAGAUAGAGGCCUACCCGGUGCCAGAGGGUCAACUGGACCUGCAGGCCCUGAGGGUCCCAGAGGAGCAACGGGCGCACAAGGUAGUUCUGGCGCGACUGGACCACAAGGAACACAAGGUGCGCCAGGAAAGGAUGGCAGCCCAGGGCCAACAGGUGCCAGGGGUCAAGCCGGAGCACCAGGAGCUACCGGACCAGCUGGCCCUGCAGGUCCACAAGGUCCCAGUGGUGCACAAGGAAGACCGGGUGCAACCGGCCCUAGUGGACCUGCUGGACAGAGAGGCAUGGACGGAGCACCUGGUGCUACUGGUGCCCCAGGUAGCACUGGAGCUAGGGGACAGACCGGUGACCGUGGUGCAGACGGGGAACCUGGUGAAGAUGGGGCUCCAGGUGCUACUGGACCAGCAGGUGCCCCUGGUAAACCAGGAGCUACCGGGGAAGCAGGUAGACCUGGUUCCAGAGGUGCUCAGGGUCCUCCUGGACCACAAGGCUCUGCUGGCCCAGCUGGUACACAAGGAGAGACUGGUCCUCCUGGUCCUCCAGGCAGUACCGGCGCUAGGGGUCAGGACGGAAGUGACGGCGCGAAAGGUGAUAGCGGUCCACCCGGGCCCACUGGACCCGCGGGAGCGCGAGGCCAAACUGGCACUCCCGGCCUUCCUGGUCAGAGUGGAGAAGAUGGAGCUCCCGGUCCCAAAGGGGAAGACGGUGAAGAUGGACAACCAGGCCCCCGUGGCCCGCCAGGACCCACGGGGCCCAGUGGGCAACCUGGACCUAGAGGAGAGGCUGGUGAACCUGGAAGUCCUGGACCGACCGGUCCUGCUGGUCAGCAGGGAGCUGAUGGUGAAGAUGGACCACCAGGCCCUACAGGUCCUGCAGGCCCCAGAGGUGAGACAGGAGAAGCGGGAAGUUCGGGUAGUCCAGGCCCACAAGGGCCUACGGGACCGACAGGGGCAUCGGGAGAUUCAGGAAUGGUUGACAGUUGCUUUCCAACCUUGCAUUGCCCAGUACCUUGCUACAGCGGAUAUACAUCACUGUGUAACGGAAAUAUGUGGCAGAAUCCAACAGCGCUGGUAAGCAGAGCCGUAUCUCUCAUCGACCAGUGUGGGAUAUUCCCCCGGAAUAACGUCAACUUUCUUUGGCGGUCUUACUGGAUGAAUCCCUAUACCGUCAAUCUUCCUGGCAGCGGGGGGUGCGGCCCAGGAGGGUGUCUCGGGGGAGGUUUCCCAACUGGUAUUCAUUAUGGCGGCUACCCUGGCCCAAACUCUGGGCCCGUAGGAGCACCUUCAGGUCUCAUGGCUCACUUUCAGCCUCCGGACGGCAGCAACACAUCCGUACAGGCGGCGUGGAAAGCAGUCAUGAACGUGAACGGAGGGUCCCCAAUGACUGUAGACCCUCAGAAACUUGGGGCGGGCGGACUGUGGCAGAUCCCAGAGAAAAUGUUCAACGCGACCAAAAGGGCCGCUGAUCGUCGCGCCAUGCAGAACUACUACCAACAGAUACAACGGCAGUUCUGCGUGGAUUGGACACAGAUGCCGUACGGCUGUUUGCGCAACCCCCUUUACUCCGCCAUGGCAACACAGAUGUACCUCUUGGUACAGCCCAGGCCAGUGCCCUCGGGAUGCGCCCAGCAGGCUACGAUGUGGUCCAAUUUCGUUCAGCAGUCCAAUAUGCGGCAAGCGUUUGUACAGAACUGUUACUCAGCCCCGAACUAUAAUCAGUUGAACCAACAGCUUCAGUAUUUUCUUGUGUAAGACGUGUAUCUUCGGCCCAACCGGGCACUGGAUUAUAACAUAUUGACAUGAGGUGGCGUUGGUUUAAUUGACUUUGAUGAUAACGGAAAUGCAACCCGGUUCCAAUUUAUGAAAAGCAAGCAUUUCUUUAUAUUUGCUUUAGAAUUGGUAAUCUGCACUUGAACCAAACUUUCUGGAGUGUGAAAAAUGUAUUCUUUAAUAAAAAGUUGAAUUUGCUGGACUUUAA